Molecule: messenger RNA, 1074 nt
Organism: Gilbertella persicaria
Lineage: Eukaryota; Fungi; Mucoromycota; Mucoromycetes; Mucorales; Choanephoraceae
Product: P-loop containing nucleoside triphosphate hydrolase protein
Exons: 5
Coding region: 1-1074 (357 amino acids)
Biological process (GO): ribosomal small subunit assembly
Molecular function (GO): GTP binding; rRNA binding; ribosomal small subunit binding
Source: RefSeq, a predicted model, not a curated record
AUGACACGAGCUAAACAUAGAGCCGGCAUUCUUGUAGAGACAACAACAGGUAAACCAAAGCGAGCCAAGGAGAGUGCGCAAACUUUUGCAAACCACUGGCGCAAAAAAGAAACAUUGCAAACAGAAGAAGCCAAGCGCGUAUUAAAAUCUAGACUUGAAAAUAUGAGAAAACCUGCUGGCAUUUCUGAAAGAUUGGUCAAAAUCAACAAGGAUAUUAUACAACCAGAAGAACCGCAUCUACUUAAAGUAGCAGUUAUUGGCGCAGCGAAUGCAGGCAAGUCAACACUAGUCAAUAAAAUCGUAGGAGAAGAGGCAAGUCAUUUCUUUGUAAUAUCAUCCAUUGACAUAUUGAGUAGAUUUCAGAUUGUGUUUUUGGAUACACCAGGCGUUAUUCCAGAUCGCAAUCAUGCUAAAAUGAACCGCACCCUCGCUACUUCUUCAUGGCGUUCUUUAGAUGAAGCAGAUCAUAUUCUCAUUGUUGUGGAUGCAAGUCGAGCCGUUCAAUUACAAGCACGUAUAACAGAAGAAUUCUUGUUGGAUAGAUUACGUGAUGUUGAUAUGCCUGCAACACUGGUUUUUAACAAAAUGGAUUUGAUGUACAAGGAUAGAGAAGAACUAGAAAAGGUUAUAGAAAGAUAUAAGGAAGGUUAUUCAAACAUAAAGCAUAUCUUGUUCACUUCAGCGGUUUAUGAAGAAGGUUUGCCUGCGGUUAAGGACACUUUGUUUGCUGAAUCGCCUGCUAAGGAAUGGAUUUAUCCUGCUGAUCAAAAGACGGAAAUGGCAGACUUGAAGCGAGUCGAGGAAAUUAUUCGUAUCGAAUUCUUUAAGCGCCUUCAUCAAUACAUCCCUUACAUGCUAAAGCAAGAAAAUGCAGGCUGGACCGAACUCAAUGAUGGCACUCUGCGCAUAGAUCAAAAUGUAUUUGUAGAAAGAGAUAGCCAACAGAAAAUAGUAGUUGGACAAAAUGGAAGGAUUAUCAACAAAGUGAUUGAGCAAGCAAGAGACCAAAUCAGUCGAGCAUUGGAUCGACCUGUCAAGUUAUUUAUUCAAGUCAAAAAGAAGAAGAAUACCUAA